AUGGCGGCGACACCGAUGGACCAUAUGGGCUUCGACGAUGUUCGGUCGAAAGAGCAUCAAAUUGCGCUGUCCGUGGUACCAUAUAAGAGGACGGAUAGACACUUCACUCUCCGAAGCUUGUCUGAUUGUUGCCACAUCCCGCCUCCUCUGCUUGACUGUCCUUACCAUCCAGUCUCCCCAAAGCAGACGCUGCCGUAUCUACACUUCCUCCACCGUCGGUCUUUCAGCCGCUUGCCAUCCUCGUUGCCUGUCACCAUAUCCGCCGUCCAUCGGUCGAGCCUACAACGGAAAAUGUGGGCGAGUCGCAACCUCAUCCUCUUGACGCUGGUCGCAGCAUGGUGCGCGCUUUUUGCGGUCCAAGAGGCCUCAGCCACGCUGGCAGAUCCAGUCAUGUGGAUUCUGGUGCACGGAAGGCUCAAGCAGGCGCGUAUCGAUCCCAUCGUCACUCCUGGAGGAACUUCGAGCCAUGUCCACUCUCUCGUCGGUGCCAAUGGCGUCAGUGCCGACACCACCACCGCGCAGAGCUUGGAAGCAGCGUCGAGCUGCACCACAUCGGGCAUUCACGCCGACAUGUCUGCCUACUGGGCUCCCUCGCUCUACUCUGUCAAUGCCAACGGCACUUUCAGCCCUCGUCGACUGGACUACGUCAACACAUACUACCUCAUGAGGGGAAACGUCAACAUCACGGCGUUUCCUCGAAGCAUGCAGCUACUGGCAGGCAAUGCGAUGCGUCGAGGUCCGGGACCCACGACGCAGGCGGACAACACGGCAUCGUUUGUGUGCCUCAACUACGCCGACGGGAGCUCGCAGUCGCAGACGAUCCCGACGCGACCGUGCCCGCAAGGUUUGAGGCUGCAGGUGGUGUUCCCUUCGUGCUGGAAUGGAAAGGACCUCGUGUCUGCAGACCGCUCUCACGUCGUAUACCCGCUCGGCGACAAUGCGGACAACGGACCGUGCCCAGCGUCUCACAACGUUCGACUGCCUACGCUGUUCUACGAAUUCGUUUUUGACGUCACGGGCAUCACCAACGCCAACUACUCUGAACUGGUGCUGUCGAACGGCGACUCGAUGGGCUACUCUUUCCACGCCGACUUUAUCGCUGCGUGGAACGAGACGAUUCUUCAGGACGCAAUCGACGAGUGUGCAGGCCUUCUCUUCAACAACCUGGAAUCAUGCCCGCCGUUGGCAAAGACGUUGGACCGACAAGCUUCGAACCAGUGCACGGCGUCUUCGUCGGAAGCGACGUCGGGGACGAUCCCCUCGUUGCCCGGUUGCAACAUGGUUUGGAACGGUCCAAACGCCGGAAAGGGACUGACGGCGGGAUGCGACCCGAACAAAGUCAUGCUCAAGCCGGACAACUACACGGCACCCGCGUCGUCUUCUUCUUUGUCUGCAUCUACCUCGUCUGCUGCGACGGCGGCAGCGAGCAAGAAGGCAUCUGCACAGGCGGGCGGCGUGAUCGGUGGUGCUUUGAACAGCGUGCAGUCGGCCAAGCUUUCGACACCUACCAGCAAGACGGUCAAGCACACACCCGAGCCUACGCCGAAAAAGAAGCAUGCGCCGAAGAAAGCGACAAUCCAGGCGACGAAGGAGAAAGGCGAGAAGAAGAAGAAGAAGAAGAGCAAGCGACCUUCCAAGGUCCAGCGCAAGAAGAACCACAGGCAUACUUGA
Molecule: messenger RNA, 1671 nt
Organism: Pseudozyma hubeiensis SY62
Lineage: Eukaryota; Fungi; Basidiomycota; Ustilaginomycetes; Ustilaginales; Ustilaginaceae
Exons: 2
Coding region: 1-1671 (556 amino acids)
Source: RefSeq, a predicted model, not a curated record